AGCUAACAGUGCAUGAAAUUCCAUGGUUCGGUAAUUACUUAUAGUGAACAAAAUGGCUGAUAAAGCGACUGUUACUGUAAACGAGGGUAAAGUGAAAGGAAUCAAGAAAGUGUCUAAUUUUUCCGGAGUUGAAUAUUACUCGUUUCUUGGAAUUCCAUACGGUCAACCUCCAAUAGGAAAUCUUCGUUUCAAAGAUCCAGUCAAAGCUAAACCAUGGAAAAAUAUUCUAGAAGCUACCACUGAGAGAGAUGGAUGUAGACAGUUUUCCUUGUUUAAAAGAAGAAUGGCAGGUUCGGAGGACUGCCUGUACAAUAAUAUCCAUACCCCUAGUCUACCUUCAAACGACGAACCUUUGAAACCAGUUAUCGUGACUCUACACCCAGGAGGAUUUGUUUUUGGAAACCCAGACCCCAGUUUUUUCGGAUCACCCGAUUAUGUAAUGCACAACGACGUGGUAUUUGUCGGCGUUAGCUUUCGAUUACACAUUCUAGGAUUUUUAAACCUCGGAUUAAAGGACUGCUCCGGUAACCAAGGCUUGAAAGAUAUCAUCUUGAGCUUGGAAUGGAUCAAAGAAAAUAUUCACGUUUUUGGCGGCGAUCCCAAUAACGUGACUGUUUUGGGAAGCAGUAGUGGUUCUGCUCUUACUCAUAUAUUGAUGCUUUCCCCCCGAGCUAAAGGUUUAUUUCACAAAACUGUUCUGAUGGGCACGUCUGUCUUUAACCCUACUCUCAUUACGCAAUGCGAGAAUGCUGGGACAGCUUUGGAAGUUGCACGAGCAGUGGGUUAUGAAGGAACAGCCGAUAAAAGUGAAAGAAGAAAGCUGUUAUCGUUUUAUAAAAAUAUGCCAAUUGAUGCGGCCAUCGUAUUCAAUGCUAAAGCGUUCAUGAACAAUGCCAAGAACGUAGUCUCCUUAUUUCCAAUAUCUCCGUUCCAUCCAACACUCGAUUUAGAAUCGGAAAAUUCCAUUUUACCAUAUUCAUUCGAAACCUUAAUGAAAUCAUCGACAGGGGUACCUUUUAUUAUUGGAUUUUGCGAUAAAGAAGCAGCGAUGGCAUUUACGAAACCACUGAAAGAACGUGCAGCGAAAAACUUCUACACAAUAAUUCGUCAAAAUCAUUGGGGAUGGGGACGAGAUUUGAGCGACGAUCAAAUAAAAGAAAUCCAAACAAAAAUAGAAAAUUAUUAUUUGGAUGGUAAACCUGUUGACAAUUUUCCAGUCUCAACUAAAUGCAAUAUUUUAAGUGAUAUCGCUCUAUCCGACGUGUACGAUACGCUCAUCAAUCCUACAUCGUUAAAUCCGUCAUUAUCAGCUUAUGUAUACAGAUUUGAAUUCGAAGGAAGUAUAAUAACAAUGAAAGAGGGUGUUUUGGAAAUCAUGGAUCAACCCAUAGAUGGAACUGUUCACGGAUGCGACUACAGUUAUUGGUGCAUGAUGAAAGAUCAUCACGGCAAACACGAAUAUGUUUUGACACAAAAAACACGCGAAAUAUUGGAAAAAUUCACUAAGUUAAUUUGUACUUUUGCAAGGACAGGAGAUCCUAAUUACCAUGGGUUAGAGGUUCAAUGGAACCCUUCGACAGUUGAAAAUCCAUGUUAUUUAAGUAUAAAGGAAGAGUUGAAAAUAGUAGAUGGGAAGCUGAACGGAGAAAGGAUGGAAUUUUGGGAGACCCAGAAGAAGUUGUACAGAGCAGAUUAAAUAUUAAAAUUAAAAUAUUCCUAUUUUUUU
Planococcus citri (citrus mealybug) is the source of this 1726-nucleotide messenger RNA. Its product is annotated as esterase E4-like. The transcript has 10 exons. The record is from RefSeq and is a predicted model, not a curated record. NCBI's taxonomy places the organism in Eukaryota, Metazoa, Arthropoda, Insecta, Hemiptera, Pseudococcidae. The coding region runs from base 53 to 1696 and encodes 547 amino acids.